AUGUGCUCCAGAAUCGCAUCCCCCAGACCUUCGCAAGCCACCUGGGUAAACCCAAACCCGGAAACCCAAUACUGGCUCGACAAGUCAUCAAGUUCAAUGAGCCAGCUGUCGUGGGGAAAUGAUGUCUGGGACGUUCAAAGUCCAAGUGUCCAAGCUCUAUCCCCCGACGCAGCCACUCCUCCAGAUGACAAUCGACUUCACGAGGUUUAUAGUCUUCCGAUGCCACCGGUGGACGGGAGGGGAAGAAGAGGAGCGGUGGCGGUGCCGAGUGAGUGGGGAACGGUUAUUAGAGAGUUAGAGGAUUCCAAGGGGGAGGUGGUGGAUGGGUUGGAUGUGAGUGGGUUUGGGGAUGUGGGGAUGAAAUUUAGAGAUCCGUUUCCGAUUCGGUUGAAAAGACCUACUUUUACACGGCAAGAUGUCCAGCUAGUACCAAACAGAAACCGCGCAACAAAAAGUGCGUUGUCACCGGUCGUUGUGGCCAGAGAACGAAAGCAACAUACUGUCUCGCCGGAUCCUUGGUGGCCGUCCACCGAGCCUUCGGAACAACAGUUGGAUUCAUUUUUGUCUCGACAUGACGCUGGCGAUUAUAAUCCGACGCUGGAUUUCUUGAAAGGGACCAGUCUUUCGCUGAUUUCUCAUUCUGAGAUAAAAAUCAGAAAGGAGCCAAAACAGAAAAGGAUUGCAAGAGCCUGUGUCGGUUGCAGAGAGAGUAAAGUUGUAUGUGAUGAGAUUCUUCCUCAAUGUGGGAGGUGUGUACGGCUAUGUUUCAAUUGUUGUUAUUUGGAAAAGCCUAAGAAGACUUCGGCGCCAAUCAGCUUGUCGCCAUCGAAACAUACGUCAAAGACUAGCACUUUAGUUGUCAGGAGAAAAGUCGAUAAUGCACGAGCUCGGGCAGUGGUACUAGCACGAACGCAGCCUUCAAAAGAGGAGAUUUGCAAACCUUCACAUGCCUCCUUACCGGCAAAGGUUCCACUACAAUCAAUUGGGAUCGUUCAGACUCCGACAUCAACCAGCGCACUGUUAAAGGCCAUCCUAGACAGAAAUACGACGCCGUUGAUUUACGACUCUACUGACCCUAGCGACGCUUUCCAAACGGAUGCUUUCUGGUCGGAUGACUAUUCAGGUUCGGACGAAUUUGACAUUCAUGAACACUUUGACUCGCUUAUGAGUAUUCAAGAAGUGUCAAAGACUGCCAACUUGACACCUCCGAAGAAUAUGGUAUCUUCAAGACUGAGCCCAGCAAAGAAGACUAUGAUCGAGUCUUUGAUGAAAGAGUUCUGGAUACUCUUCAACGAACAGUGGUCGACAGCUGUUGAACAACGUGGUGGUGGAUCUUCAGGAUCAAGUAACUCGGCAUAUCGUUCGUCGCCAUCUGCAAGUUCGCAAAAUACCAACGAUACGACUCCACCUGGUGAUAGAAAAGGCAAAAGGCGAAAGACUAACGAUGACGGUGGAAAUAAUUCGGAAGAUGAAGACGAUAGAGAUCCAAAACGACCCAAGAACGCUUCAUCAUUACAAAGCGACAAGCCAAAAUCUAUGUUCGCUUGUCCAUAUCGAAAACACAACCCCCAAACCUACCACACCCGCAAUCGUGCAUGGCGGACUUGUGCGCUGAACUCUUUUGAGAAUAUUGCUCGUCUCAAGGGUCAUCUCUACCGCCACCAUCGAAUCUUCCAAUGUCCUAGAUGCAAAGGUCUAUUCCCCAACAAAGUGGAACUAGAUGCACACUUCAUAUCGAUCGAAGGCUGUGAACUCAACACUAGAGAGCUUCAAGAAGGCAUCAACGACGAUACGGAGAAGAGACUUCGCAGCAGGAAGAAAGCACAUAGAGAUCAAACUGAAGCUGAGCGAUGGGUGGAGAUAUACGGUGUACUUUUCCCUAAUGAAACUGUACCGACACCUUAUUUUGAAGAAAUCGAGACUGAACCCACAAAUUCACCACACUCCCACGACCUCUCAAAUUACGAAGAAUACUCGCGUACGGAGUUACCGCGCAUCUUCCGUAGUGCCCUUGAAGAAUCGAUAGCACGAGAAGCUCAACCAAUUGAAGAGCGACUGCGUAGUCAACUCGUUGGUCUGAUUCGCGAGUGUCAGGAUCGUAUGUUUUUGAAGUACAGGUCUUCGCAGGUCCAGACAGGAGGCUCGGGUGAUGGACCCAAGUGUUUAGAUACGAGUGUUAAAAGGGAAGAACAUAGUUCAACUGCACCUCUAAAGGGCAUGGACUCGCCAUCAACAUCCGAUACCUCCCUUCCCUACCUCGAGGGUAGCAGUAAAAGCAACCGCGACUCCGGCUACGACGAUAACUCCUCGGCACCUUCAAUUCACCAAUCCAUCCCCAAUGAUACACCUCAUACCAGCGAUAAUCCAACAACAAAACUCGAAACUCUACCUUCAUACACGAGUUUCGGGGUGGGUGAGGAUCUCGAAACAAGUUAUUUCGCGGAUGAUAUCGCGAGAUACGAUAUCAAUCAGCAGUUCCCGGAUGACAUCUUCGGUGAGAGUAAUGGGUUUGUGGAUGGGCAGAAUUUGUUUGAGUGGGAGUUUGGAGGGGGAUUCGGGGGACGGUUUUGA
This is a messenger RNA of Glarea lozoyensis ATCC 20868, 2571 nucleotides long. Its product is annotated as Zn2/Cys6 DNA-binding protein. Gene Ontology annotation, molecular function: DNA-binding transcription factor activity, RNA polymerase II-specific; zinc ion binding. NCBI's taxonomy places the organism in Eukaryota, Fungi, Ascomycota, Leotiomycetes, Helotiales, Helotiaceae. The record is from RefSeq and is a predicted model, not a curated record. The transcript is spliced from 4 exons. Gene Ontology annotation, biological process: regulation of DNA-templated transcription. The coding region runs from base 1 to 2571 and encodes 856 amino acids.